Messenger RNA from Meloidogyne enterolobii, 1900 nucleotides. The record is from the annotation of a GenBank genome assembly. Lineage: Eukaryota; Metazoa; Nematoda; Chromadorea; Rhabditida; Meloidogynidae.
CUUCAUUUAAAUAUUCUAACAAUUACAAUGAAUAUCCAUUCACUACCAAGAAUUUCUGAAUUACCACAAGAUGUUUGUCAAAGAAUUUGUACUGGAUUAGUAAUUCUUGAUCUAGCUGGGGCUUGUAAAGAAUUAAUUGAUAACGCUUUGGAUGUUAACUCAACAAAUAUAGGUUAGAACAGUCGAAAAUGGAACUGAAUUACUUGAAGUUAUCGAUAAUGGAAGUGGAAUAUUGCCUGAAGAUUUUGAUAAAAUUUGUAUUUUUUUUAAACUUCUAUUAAAAAUAUAAUUUUUUUUAAUUUUAGGCAAACCUCAUUGUACAUCAAAAUUAACUGGUUUUGAAAGUUUCGAUUCUCUCAAUACUUUUGGAUUUAGAGGGGAGGCUUUAAAUGCAUUAACAAAUACAUCACAAGUACUCAUUACUACGAGGGAUGCAAACUCGAGAUGUGCAUUUAAACUCGUUUUUGAUAGAAAUGGGGAAAUUUUGCAAAAAGAGCAAUGUUCGAGACAGGCAAGCAAGGAACAACAGUGUCCAUUUCCAAUCUUUUUAAAUUUUUGCCUGUUCGACGUCAAGAACUUUUACGUUCUUCAAAACGGGAAUUGUUGAAAUUAAUUGAUUGUGUUCAAGCAUUUGCUAUUUCACAUCCAAAAUGUCGUUUUAAUUGCUCAAAUGUAGUUAACGGAAAACCUUCACAAUUACUUUCCUCGCCAGGUGGAAAUACUCAAUUAAUUGAUGUAAUUACUAAUUUACUUGGAACUCCAAAAAAUGAAUUACUUGAAUUGUCUGAAUCAAUUCCAGAAGAAGAUAUUCAACAAAUUUAUAAAAUUAAUAAUAUAAAUUGUGAAAAUAUAUUUAAACAAAUAAGCAAUUUUGAAUAUGGACGCUGUAAAAUUGUUAAAGAAAAACAUUUUGUAUAUGUUAAUGGAAGGCAUAUUGAAUCACAAAGGUUAUCAAAAAUUGCAAAUGAUUUGUAUGGUCAAUACAAUAAAUGUGGGCAACGUUGUAUUUUAAUUCUUUUUAUUUCUAUUCCUUCAUCAACUUUGGAUGUGAAUGUUACUCCUGACAAGAAAACUUUAUUUUUACAUUUUGAAAAAGAGCUUUUUGCGAAACUCCAUUCAACACUCAUUUCCACUUUUUCUAAAGUCCAAGGCCAAUGUUCAACUACUUUAUUUGAAGAUUUAGUCCAAAAUAAAUCUUAUUCAUUAGCAAAAUCCCAACGUUUAUUUUAUGAUUUUAAAUCGUCUACUAAUCUUUUAAAUAAUUUGAAAAAAUUGGAAAGAACUGACAGUGGUGGGUCCACGAAUGUUAUUCAGAUUGAUGAUGAUUUUUGGUUCGUUUUUUCAAAUAAUUCGUUAGAUUUUAAGAUUUAGUCCUAAAGAAUUUUUUUGCUUAUUUUUGGAGUCGGCUCGACCCAAGAAUCUUUUUAUUUGUUCAAAGUUACUUUGAUUGAUUUCCCAUUCUUUGCCUAAAAUAUCCCAGGAAAAUUUAAAUUAAUUUUUGAAAAAUUGCUUUAUUUUUAAAUAUUUUAAGUCAACUUUCUACUUUGUCAUCAAUUACUAAAAACCAAAUUCAAAAUAAAAUUCAAACAACGACAAAAACUCCAAUAAAACAAGAAAUAUCUGCGCUAUCUUCAAAUACUUCCCCACAAUCAUUUAUAUCCUCAUUAUCUUCAAUAUCAUCAUUAUCAGUACCUUCUGCCUCAUUAAUAUCAUCACUAUCUUCUAGUCCAUCUGCCAGUUCGUCAAGCUCAACCCAAUCAACAAUUAGUCAAAAUUCAACAUUAAUCCCUUCCCCAUCUUCUGAACGUUUACAUCCAAUAAACUCUUCUCCAACUUCUAUAAAACAACCAAUAAUUGUUGCCUCUUCUUCUUCAAAUAAUAAUAUUUACCGUCCUCAUCA